Messenger RNA from Trichosporon asahii var. asahii CBS 2479, 1566 nucleotides. RefSeq lists its product as uncharacterized. NCBI's taxonomy places the organism in Eukaryota, Fungi, Basidiomycota, Tremellomycetes, Trichosporonales, Trichosporonaceae. Bases 1 to 1566 code for a protein of 521 amino acids. The transcript has a single exon. The record is from RefSeq and is a predicted model, not a curated record.
AUGACCAGCUCGCCACCUGGACUUGCCCGACCCUGGUCGCCCGCGGCCAAUUAUCCCAGUCGCCCGACCUCCCCAUCACAUUCUCGAUCACCACCUCGUUCCAUGCCUCCAUCGCCAUCGCUGCAGCCGGAGCGAUUGGAACGGAGCCGAGCAGAGCAGUCUCUGCUGUCCCUGCUUGAACGGGAACAGUCUUUGUUGACAGUACUCGAAAACGAGCAGAAGCGCGCCGGCAAGCCGAGGCGUCGUCAACGUUCAGUCACAAUCUCGGAUGUAGACCGAAGUGCAUCCCCGACGCGGCCCUCCACCCCGGUAUUCGAUCCGAGAUUAUCAACAAACCCAGUGCAUGCAAUGGACUCCGAGCCUGGGAAGAAGCGAAGCAUUGGAGGAUCACUGUGGAAGGAGCAUGGGUACCACCCCAGUCACGGUCACCACAUCAGAGCUCGAAACGUUUCCGGCACAAGCCUGAAAUCGAUCGCGAGCAUCGAUAGUCUUCCCGAUGUGGACCUCGUGUCCCUGGUCGAGCGCAGCAUUGCACUGCGGAACCCACAACAACGCUUAGCCCCGCACUUCUCAACUUCCCCCGUGCUGAGAGCCGUCGAUGCCGGUGUUGGUGCGACUACCAGCCCAGGUACAUCCACUGGAGGUACACCAAAGAUCGGGAUUCAGACCCCUAGUCUCAAGAGCAGCACCAGCUCAGUCAAGGGAGGUGCAGCGUCGGGAAAGCUGCGAGCGUCAACACCGGCAACGCAGAACUCGCCACCUAAGCGGCCACCAACGCCCCGCAAGGUAUCACCCCGACCAACAGCCACGCAUCAACGUUCGUCGUCCGCGAUCCCGAAGACGCUCGAGCGCCCGAUCCUUCCCCACCGCGCAGCCAGCGAUGCAAUGACUGGAGCGACGUCUCGCUCCUUACCGUCCGGUAGCGGCGGCAUGUCUAUGGCGCGCCAGCCCAGCCAGUCGGGGCAGUCGAGAGCGGAUCAUCUGGACCCGUCUCCCAAGCUCGGACCGCGACAGCGGUCCAAGCAGAGUCCUGCCGCGUCAUCGGUCAUCUCCUCGCCUCUCUCGAGCGGCAGUGCGAACGACGAACCCAGCCCACCCUCGUUUGACUUGAACGACGGCGGCAUCCUCACCCCGUGUACCUGUCGCACGAGCUACUUCGCCGAUAAGCGUGCCCCGGCGAUUUGCACUUGCUCCGCUUCGCGGCCUGGUCGCCCCACCCCUGGUCUUGGAUCCGGCGGUCCGAGUGGCGUGGGGAUCACGCAGCGCAGUGCGAGCGCAAGCGCGAGCACGUCAUCCUCCCCUCCCCUAUCGGCCGGCGGCAGCGCCAGCUCGGGCAGUGGCAAGACGGUGCGUCCUGUCCCGAUCUCCGCAACGGCGACGUGCAUGUCAUCAGACGAGGGCGGGCCCGUGCUCAUGCCCAAGACAUCGGGCUCGUUGCAAUCGGCAUGGAGUGCGGAGCGCGCCUCGCGCAAGCUCAAGCAGCAGGAGGGGCGGGUAUGCUUCGACGAAGUCCUCGGCAUCCCGGAAGACAAGCGCGGCUCGGGCCGACGAUGGAGUCUGUGGUAG